Messenger RNA from Cheilinus undulatus (humphead wrasse), 3924 nucleotides. RefSeq names its product interferon induced with helicase C domain 1 (gene ifih1). The transcript is spliced from 16 exons. The coding region runs from base 151 to 3261 and encodes 1036 amino acids. The record is from RefSeq and is a predicted model, not a curated record. Gene Ontology annotation, biological process: positive regulation of interferon-beta production; response to virus; innate immune response. Gene Ontology annotation, cellular component: cytoplasm. Lineage: Eukaryota; Metazoa; Chordata; Actinopteri; Labriformes; Labridae. Gene Ontology annotation, molecular function: ATP binding; single-stranded RNA binding; zinc ion binding.
AAAAUGUGUGAUAAUAUUUGCUUAUAUCGGACACAUUUGUCCUUAGUUUUUAACCACAGAAAGCAAACCCAGACUGCUUAGGUAUCCUGAUGUACAUGAAGUCUCUUCCACCGCUCAAUACUGACACCUAGCGGUCACGUGAAUUAACACAUGGAAGUUCAAGAGAAACGAAACCGAAAGAGUUUCACUUUCCCAACUACAUUGAGUCAGCGUUUCUACCCUGUUGCUUAUAAAUACAGCCGCGCCUUCCGGUGGCACCUUUCAGUCUUGUUAGCCGUGAUCUUGUUCUCUGGAGUCGUCAUGGCGUCUGAUCAGGAUGAUGCAAACGUGUAUCUCAUUCGGCUCUUAACACCGAGGCUGCGGGAGCUUAUUGUGGUGCAUAGAGUCCUGGACCGGAUAGACUUUCUCCCGAACGUAGACCGGGAAAGGAUCAAACAGAAAGCGAGGACCGAGGGUAACGUACUGGCUGCGGAUCUCCUCAUCGGCGCCAUCACUAAGAAGCCUCACAGCCCCGGCUGGUUCAGGGCGUUUGUAGACGCGCUGAAGAACUCAGGCUUCAACCAUGCUGCUGACUGCAUUCAGGGGAAAUGCAAACCCGAGGAGGAGGCAGAGAGUGACUACUGUGUCAAACUAAUCCAGAUACUGUCGCCGAGUCUCGUGGAGAUGAACACGAAGGAAGUGUGUCUGGGAUGCUUUUCUAAAGAGCUGCUGAGCCAAGAGGACAAGGAGCUGAUUGAAGCCAAAAUACAAACUGAGGGACCCCAAAGUGGAGCCCGAGAACUCCUGAGCGCAAUAGUGAGAGGUCACACUCAGUGGUUCUCAACAUUUCUGGAUGUUCUGAGGGAAACUGAACACCAGUACCUGUAUGAGCUGACAGGAGGACCACCUGACUGUGAUAAGCUAGGCUCAGCUGAGAAACAGUGUUCAUGUAAGGAUGAAUCUACAGGAUGUGAUGUCACCAUGGAGGGGAGUCCGGCUGCAGCUGAGGGAAGCGACUGCACGGAGUAUAUGGAAGUGUGUGUCGCCGAGACUCCUGCGGAUGAAGACCUCUGCCAAGGAGUGAGAGUUGAAUUCACAUCCCAGUCAGAAAGUAUGGAGCUCUCGCAACCAGAUGGGGCUGACUCACAGGCAGCUCCCAGAGGCCCAGGGAGAGAACAUAUUGUUCUUCGAGAUUAUCAGAUGGACGUCGCCAGACCCGCCUUGGAGGGGAAAAACAUCAUCGUAUGCCUCCCGACAGGAAGUGGUAAAACCAGGGUUGCGGUUUAUAUUACCAAAACACAUCUGGAUGGCAGGAGGGCCGGAGGGCGAUCAGGGAAAGUGGUCGUCCUGGUUAACAAGGUUCCCCUCGUGGAGCAGCAUUAUUCUGCAGAGUUCUUGCCUUUUCUGAAGCACGAAUAUAAAGUGGAGAGAGUCAGCGGAGACUGCCAGCAGAAAAUCUCCUUCACAGAGAUCAUUAAGAGGAAUGAUGUCGUCAUAUGCACGGCCCAGAUCCUGGAGAAUUACUUGGAGAGGUCUAACGAAGGGGAGGACGAGGGGGUGAACUUGAGCGAUCUGUCGCUGAUCGUUAUAGAUGAGUGUCACCACACCCAAAAAGGAGAGGUCUACAACCACAUAAUGAUGCGUUACCUGAGGCAGAAGCACAAGAACUUUAGGCUUAAGAAGGAGCAGAAGAAGCCGGUACCUCUCCCUCAGAUCCUGGGCCUGACUGCCUCACCGGGGGUAGGGGACGCCACAAAAAUGAAGCAAGCAGAGGAGCACAUACUGCGGAUUUGUGCGAACUUGGAUGCUUCCAAAAUCAUGACAAGAGGCCUUGGAGAAUUCAGAAAAGACCAGCGGACAAAAAUUGUAACUGUUGAAGAUAGAAAACAGGAUCCGUUUGGGGAUGUGAUCAAAAAUAUCAUGAAUGCCAUUCAUGUCCAUGCCGGCCUGAGUCCCACCUGUGAACUCGGCUCUCAGAACUAUGAACAGUGGGUCGUUCAAAAGGAAAGAACAGCGGCAACCGAUGAAGACCACAAGGUGCGGGUUUGUGCCGAGCACCUUCGACAGUACAACGAGGGCCUGAAUCUUAGCAACACCAUCCGCAUGAGGGAUUCUUUCAGUUUCCUGAACAAAUACCACCAGGAGGAGUUAAAGCGGAAGUCACCGCCUGAGGAGGAUCAUAUCAUAGAAAUCACGGACACUGAGCGAUUCCUCUUCAACUUGUUUAAAGAGAAAAAGGAGGAGUUGCAGAAACUUGCAGAUAUUCCAGAGUAUGAAAACGACAGCCUGUCAAAACUAAGAACUAAUAUUCUGCAAGAGUUCACCAGCCGGGACAAGGCCAGAGGGAUUGUUUUCACCAAAACACGUCGGAGUGCCAUUGCUCUAACUCAGUGGGUCAUGGAAAACCCAAAGUUUGCUGACAUUGGGGUGGCAGCCUCUUAUGUCAUUGGGGGAGGAGACCAGAGUGUUGUCAAACCGAUGACCGCAGCAGAGCAGAAGGACGUGUUGAAAAAAUUCGGCAGUGGGGAAAUCAACUUGCUGAUUGCGACCUCAGUGGCUGAGGAAGGGUUGGACAUACCACAGUGCAAUAUUGUGAUCCAAUAUGGCCAAAUGACCAAUGAGAUCGGUAUGAUACAGGCUAGAGGCAGAGGAAGAGCUGAAGACAGCAGUUUCAUUGUGAUCGAGGUGAAGAACUCCUGGGUGGCUGAAAAGGAGUGCGUCAAUGAGUACCGCAUUAACAUGAUGAACAAAGCCAUUGACAAAAUCAAAGCCUUACCUCAAGCAGAAUACAACAGAAAGAUUGACGAGUUGCAGUAUCAGUCUAUCAUGGAGGAGAAGGUGAGGAUGACAAAGAAGAGGCAGAAGGACAUUAUGAACGAGAACCCGUCUGACGUGAAGUUCGUCUGCCGUGGCUGCAGCGAGCCAGUCUGUACUGGUGAAGACAUCCAGGUCGUGGAGAAAGUGCACAGAGUCAAUGUAACAACAGAAUUCAGUAAACUUUACAUUCAAACAGAAAACACCAGCCUUCGAGAGAGACUGCUAGAUUAUGAGACAAACGGCUUCAUUUCCUGCAAACGCUGCGGACAGCGAUGGGGCUCCAUGAUGAUGUUCAAAGGGCUCGAGCUUCCCUGUCUCCAUGUGAAAAACUUCACGGUGACCGUCAACGGAAAGAAGAUGAACAAAUGCAACAAGUGGAAGGAUCUCGCCGUAAAGUUUACUGCCUUUGACUAUGCUGAGCAUGCCAGCCGUGUGGUAGAGAGCUCUGAUGAUGAAGAAAUGUGAAGACUGUUUUCUUCACUGUGAGAAAAUCCAAAGUUAAACUGAUGCAUGAAGUGUUCGAGUGUUAUAAAAACUGGAGGGUUAGGUGUGUGCUGGGAAUAAGUGAAACUUCUCAAAAAUGUGGUUGUUAAAAGGCUUAAAUGUGAUAAAUGCCUUGGAUUGUUAAUAUGUGUGGCUGCACUGUUUGGGUGAUGCUGUAAGUUAAUUUUACAGCUAGGUUUCUUUUUUAAAAAUCUAUAAAUGUGAAAAAUUAGCUGGAGAAUGCAUUUUUUUUAAAUGUCUCAGCGCCCUGCUGUCUCAUGGGAUGGGAGCCACUGAGCCUGUCAUAGCCCCUCAGAGCCCACCUGUCAACAUGCAUGCAGACAAACAGGUGCUGGUGAUUUUCCAUUGAAUCCAACUGUUAGUGAGUCACUCCUGUUGAGCCAGGCGGAGCAUCUAUUUUUAGAAUUACUUUUAUAAGAAUGCAUAAAGAUGAGUAACCUGUACCAUCUUUGACAAGUACUGGAAUCACGGGCCUACAUGUGUGACCACUACCUGUUAUUUCAGUGUUAUUCAACAUGUGGCUCUUUAGUGAUGAUUUGUGGCUCUUUUAUGAAUUAAUUUAAAAUGUUAUUCCCCAGAAAACCUUAAAAAGGUCAAUUUGACCUCAGAAAUUAUCUAUUGCAA